This is a messenger RNA of Phyllotreta striolata, 1030 nucleotides long. NCBI's taxonomy places the organism in Eukaryota, Metazoa, Arthropoda, Insecta, Coleoptera, Chrysomelidae. The record is from the annotation of a GenBank genome assembly.
GUUGGGUUUGUGAAAAAGACAAGAAGACUGCUCCGAGUUGGACAGCACCUCCCAUGUAUGUGUGAUCCAGUUAGGACGUUUUUAACAAUUCUGUUAUAGAAAUUAAACAAAACAUGAUACUGUUGGAGAUAAACAACAGGGUGGUCGAGGAAACCCUAACGGUGAAAAUAAAAAAUGCACAAGCCGGGCUCAAAAACGAAAGCAUAGACAUAACUGUAGCAGAUUUCGAUGGUGUUUUGUACCAUAUAUCUAAUUUGAAUGGAGACAAGUCUAAAAUUAGGACGAGUAUAUCGUUAAAGUUCUACAAGCAACUGCAAGAACACGGCGCCGACGAAUUACUGAAACGGGAAUACGGGCCCCAUUUAGUGCAGCCCGAGACGGGCUACAACGUUUCCAUUUUAUUAGAUUUAGAAAACAUUCCGGCCGAUUGGCAGGUUUUCGUCAAGAAACUGGGUCUGUUGAAGAGGAAUUGCUUCGCCUCGGUGUUCGAGAAAUACUUCGAUUUCCAAGAGAGAGGCGAGGGCAAACACAAAAGGGCUGUGAUUCAUUACCGUGAUGAUGAAACACUGUACGUCGAGGCGAAAUCCGACAGAGUGACUGUCGUAUUUUCUACUCGAUUCCGCGACGAAGACGACGUGGUUAUCGGGAAAGUAUUCAUGCAGGAACUCAAAGAAGGCCUGAGAGCUUCCCAUACGGCUCCGCCCGUGUUGUUCAGCCACAAGGAGCCCCCUCUCGAAUUACAAAACACCGAUGCACGAGUGGACAAUAAUGUUGGUUAUGUAACGUUUGUGUUAUUUCCUCGUCACACGUCGAGAAGUACUCGAGAUAAUACUAUCAACUUAAUCCACAUGUUCAGACACUACUUGCACUAUCAUAUUAAGUGUUCUAAGGCCUAUAUUCACAGUAGGAUGCGCGCAAAGACCUCUGAUUUCCUUAAGGUUUUAAAUAGGGCUCGACCCGAAAACAAGAGCACCGAUAAAAAGACUAUGAGCGGGAGAACUUUCAUCAGAAGGGAUUAGUAAAAGGAUAC